Molecule: messenger RNA, 3685 nt
Organism: Malurus melanocephalus (red-backed fairy wren)
Lineage: Eukaryota; Metazoa; Chordata; Aves; Passeriformes; Maluridae
Gene: LRRTM3
Product: leucine rich repeat transmembrane neuronal 3
Exons: 3
Coding region: 390-2135 (581 amino acids)
Cellular component (GO): plasma membrane
Molecular function (GO): protein binding
Source: RefSeq, a predicted model, not a curated record
GCCCAUGGAAUACAGGGGUGGCAGCUCCCAGAGCUGAGCGCUGCGGGCAGCACCGACCAACAUGCUCUGCUAYAAAGCAACGUUUUAAAAGCCAGGUUCCUAACUAGAAAGAUGCAAAACCGUAAUAUCCAUGAAGAUCCUAUUACCUAGGAAGAAUUUGACGUUUUGCUGCGAAUGCUGUGUUGGGAUUGAUUUAUUCUUGGAGUGUUCUGCACGGCUGGCAAAGAAUAAUGUUCCAAAAUCGGUCCAUCUCCCAAGGGGUCCAAUUUUUCUUCCUGGGUGUCAGCGAGCCCUGACUCACUACAGUGCAGCUGACAGGGGCUGCCAUGCUUGUGGCACACUAAGCAAAAAACAAAAGACCUAAGGACGACCUUAGAACAUCACAAAGGAUGGGUUUCAAUGUAAUUAGGCUACUGAGCGGAUCAGCUGUAGCUCUGGUAAUAGCCCCUACUGUAUUACUGACAAUGCUUUCUUCUGCUGAACGAGGAUGCCCUAAGGGCUGUAGGUGUGAAGGCAAAAUGGUAUAUUGUGAAUCUCAGAAAUUGCAGGAGAUUCCCUCAAGUAUAUCUGCUGGUUGUUUAGGUUUGUCCCUUCGAUAUAACAGCCUCCAAAAACUAAAAUACAAUCAAUUUAAAGGUCUUAAUCAACUCACCUGGCUCUAUUUAGACCAUAACCACAUCAGCAAUAUUGACGAAAAUGCUUUCAGUGGAAUACGCAGACUAAAAGAGUUGAUCUUGAGUUCMAACAGAAUCUCCUAUUUUCUUAAUAAUACCUUCAGACCUGUGACAAAUCUCCGGAAUUUGGAUCUGUCAUACAAUCAGCUGCAGUCUCUGGGAUCUGAACAGUUCAGGGGCUUAAGGAAGCUGCUGAGUUUACAUUUGCGGUCCAAUUCCCUAAGAAACAUCCCUGUUCGAAUAUUUCAAGAUUGUAGGAACCUUGAACUGUUGGACCUGGGUUAUAAUCGCAUCCGAAGUUUAGCAAGGAAUGUCUUUGCAGGUAUGAUCAGACUGAAAGAGCUUCACCUGGAGCACAAUCAAUUUUCUAAGCUCAACCUGGCACUUUUUCCAAGGCUAGUCAGCCUUCAGAAUCUUUAUUUACAAUGGAAUAAAAUCAGUGUGAUAGGACAAACUAUGUCCUGGACCUGGAGCUCGUUACAAAGACUUGAUUUAUCUGGCAAUGAAAUAGAAGCUUUCAGUGGACCUAGUGUUUUUCAGUGUGUGCCCAAUUUACAGCGCCUCAACCUGGAUUCAAACAAGCUCACAUUUAUUGGUCAAGAAAUUUUGGAUUCUUGGAUAUCUCUCAAUGACAUCAGCCUUGCUGGGAAUAUAUGGGAAUGCAGCAGAAACAUUUGCUCUCUGGUAAACUGGCUUAAAAGUUUUAAAGGGCUGAGGGAAAAUACAAUUAUUUGUGCCAGCCCCAAAGAGCUGCAAGGGGUGAAUGUUAUUGAUGCAGUGAAAAACUACAGCAUCUGUGGCAAGAGUACCACGGAAAGGUUUGAACUAGCACGAGCUCUCCCAAAGCCAACRUUUAAACCAAAACUCACCAGGCCUAAACAUGACAGCAAGCCCCCUCUGCCCCCAACCAUCGGAGCCACCGAAUCGAGCUCCGAGCCCGAGCACGACACGGAACACAUCUCCUUCCAUAAAAUCAUAGCAGGCAGCGUGGCUCUUUUCCUGUCUGUGCUGGUGAUCCUGCUGGUGAUCUAUGUGUCAUGGAAGCGUUACCCUGCCAGCAUGAAGCAGCUGCAGCAGCGCUCUCUCAUGCGAAGGCACAGGAAAAAGAAAAGACAGUCGCUGAAGCAAAUGACUCCAAGCACACAGGAAUUUUAUGUAGAUUACAAACCCACCAACACUGAAACCAGUGAGAUGCUGCUGAAUGGAACAGGACCCUGCACGUAUAACAAAUCAGGCUCCAGGGAAUGCGAGAUCCCGCUGUCCAUGAACGUGUCAACGUUUCUGGCCUACGACCAGCCCACGCUGAGCUACUGCGGGGUGCACCACGACCUGCUGGCUCACAAGCCCUACGACUCCAGCAGCCAGGAGGAYGCAGUGGAUGCCCAGCUGGAGCCCGAGCUGGACCUGAGCACAAUCACCACGGCAGCACGGAUCAAGGAGCACAGCCAGCAGCUGGCUUGAGGGGGUGUUGGUGGGGCUGGCCUCUMGCAGAGGCUGCAACCAAAUGCUAUGUAACAUUAUGGACACCGGUGAGGAGACCCAAUUCUCUGGAUUCUAGGAUCCCUGUUCAAAUUAAAAGCAAAUCAUAAAGAUUAAUUGUUUCGAGUCUACAAUUUGUAAUUAGUUCGGUUGUGCAGUAUUUUUUGACUUCAGAGUAUGACCCUUGAAGCGAAUCUUUUUCAAAACUCAUCCUACCUACCUGUAUAAACUGUACAGAUGUAAUGUAUUUUUCAUAUUGUAAAGUUUCAAUUACCAAGAACAACUGGUAUGUACAGUACCAUAAUUUAAUUACAUCUUACUUUACAAGCUUCAGUUUCUAAAGCUUCAAAUUAACAAAAGUUACUUCUUGUGUUAUUAAGUUACUCUGUUUUGUAGGGAUCAUUUUGUUACUGCUUUUGUGCCCAGAAAACUUUAAUCUAAAAUUCUGUCCUUUGCAGAAUAUGCACCAUUUUUACCAUGUUUAACGUGUAGAAUUUUAUCUACUGCUUCCAGAGGGAGGGUUUAACUAUUCAAACUUCUAAGAAAUUCUUGAAAUAUAKAGCCAAGUUUUCCUAGAAAUGAAAACUUAAAAAAAAAAUUAAUUCUCCUCAAACUUACAUGUUGCCUUGAAAUACAGCCUGAUUUUUAACAAAGCUUGUUUAUGCAAUGGUAAGCCAAGGCUGGUGAUAUUUUAUUAAGUCUCACUGUUCUGCAAGACAAUACAGAUAGGAGACUUCAAUAGGCAGCUACAAAAUCUGCUGUGAGAGUCUGCUAAAUCAGGCAUUAAUAUUUCUGCUUAAAGACAAAGGGGUCCAAAAUCUACUUYUGUCACAGGCUGACAGAAGUGACAACAGAAACAAGCCCUUAUACUACUCCUAGAAUGCAAAAUGCUACUCAAAAGAAGCAUCUAUAUGCUGAAAAAUGUAGUCAUUUGGAACAAAUGGUAAAAGUUAUAGUCCUUUAUAAGAAAGCAAACAAAGAAAAAGAACCAAAACUUUUAAAUAAAAAAGAAAAUUAUUGUAGCAUUAAGUCUUUAACAAUUACUACAUUGCUUAUUUGUCUGUCAUUUAAUAUCUGGAUUGAAGCAUUCUUAUAUCCCAUACUUUGGUUUUAAAGACUUCAAGACUUCUCAAUACUGUGUGAGAGUAACUUUUUAUACCACAACCCUCAUGUUGUAAUCCUAAAAGAUUACAGAAACUAGAAAGACAUUAUAUCAUGCUGACUUGGUGAAAAACAAAAUGGGAACAUGAGCCUUCCAAAAUAUAGGAAAAAAGAGUUUCAUAUGGUGAAGCAACUUUUUUAUAAUAAAGAGAAAUUAUAUAACCACAAAUCUAUUUUUCUGGAUGUUUAUCCCACCAUAUUUUCAUGUAGCUUCAAAGCAAAAGACUGRAAUUUAACAUUACAGGGUAAUUGUUUGUACAAAGCAAAGUGAAUAGAAUGAAAAAUAGCUUCAAAAAUUGGUAUCUAAUCUGCAUUCAGUACCUGUUAAGUGGAAACAAAAGUGUCAAGACACAAUACAUUGUACUGCUUAU